GAGAACCACUCUUGCUUGCACAUGACUUCCUGCAGCAGGAGCCCCCUAUGCACUUUCCACUUGUCUAUGCUGCCAUCCAGGCUAGAAUCUCUCCACUCAUCCAGCAGUGGAUAGACUCCCUGGACAACUCCCUGUUUGCCAUGCUGAUGGAAGAAGUCACUGCUCUUUGCUCUCAGCCUGGGGACCUCUUCAUGAAUUUGUGCCAGUCUGGAGUGAGAACACAGGUGAAAGUAGGACAUCUGCUGUGAUCCUGAGUUAAAAGGUAGAAGUCUCACUUAUUUUGCACAAGGAGUUCUCCCCUCUACCUGCUCUGUCCUGGGUCUUGGACAAGCAUCUGGAGAGCACUGCCAACUGCGGAACCUCCCUCCAGCAGCAAGAGCCUCAUACCAGCCAUGACAGUGCUGCAGGGCUGCCAGACAGGACUCUAACUCUCCUCUCCACACUAAGCAGGGCUGUUGGGUUUAGAGCCAGUCCUGUGUGGCAGAGUCUCAUGGCUACUUUAGCCCUUAAACAGAAGAUCUGCUCUGCCCCAAACCCUACCUGAUCCCUUCCUCCAUCGUGUAUCCCUUGGCUGCUGACCCAGCCUCAGAAGAUGGAUGGUCCAGUGCUAAGCUGGCUGUUGAAUCACUCCCUUCUCCUUCCACUGGACUCUGCUCAAUAUCCUGAGCUCAGACUUGACCUGCUCGACAGGAAAGGCUCCUGCCUGCAGCUGGCUGCCAUGAGGAAUGUGAACAUCAUCCUGCAGCACUACAACUUCACAGGCAAGCUAACCAACCGGCAGUCUGAGGACGAGGGCAUGGGUCUCAUCCGCACAAUCUUCGUCAUCAUCAGCUGCAUCAUCAUCCUGGAGAACCUGCUCGUGCUGCUGGCCAUCCUGCGGUGUCUGAGAGCCCGCCGCUGGGUCUACUCCUGCAUUGCCAGCAUCACUGUGAGUGACCUGCUUGCAGGAAUUGCCUACCUCUCUAAUCUCUGCCUCUCAGGCAAGAAGACCUUCCAGCUUUCACCUCAGCUCUGGUUCCUGCGGGAAGGCAUCCUGUUCAUUGCGCUGGCUGCCUCCACCUUCAGCCUGCUCGUGACAGCCAUCGAGCGUUAUAGUGCCAUGGUGAGGCCGAUUGCUGAGAAUGAAGCCAGCAAGACCCUGCGCUUACGCGGCCUCAUCAUUUCCUGCUGGCUGCUGGCCCUCGUCAUAGGACUGCUCCCACUGCUGGGCUGGAACUGCCUGUGUGACUUCAGUGCCUGCUCUGUGCUCCUGCCUCUAUACUCCAAGAACUACAUCCUUUUCUCUGUAGUCAUGUUCAGCAUCAUCCUCCUGGGGAUUAUUGGCCUCUACAUCUCCAUUUUCCAACUGGUCCAGGCCAGUUCUAAGCAAACCAGUUCUCGGCACAGCCGCAAGCGUUCCCUGCGCUUGCUUAAGACUGUGCUGAUGAUCCUGGGUGCCUUCAUCAUCUGCUGGAGUCCCCUCUUUGUUCUGUUGCUGUUUGAUGUCUUCUGUGAGACCCAGACCUGCACACACCUCCACAGCCUGGACUGGACCUUGGCUCUGGCCUUGCUUAACUCAGGCGUCAACCCCAUCAUCUAUUCCCUGAGGAGCGUGGAGGUGCGCCGUGCUGUGGGAAGCCUGCUGUGCUGCUGCUGUGUCAGGGCUGGGCUUUGCAAGCCUGGGAACUGCAUGGUCAUCACAGAUAUCAACUCUGGCUCAUCCACAGAGAGCUCACUGCGCUACCGGGAGAGUUUCCGCAGCUCUGUGGCACUGAAUGCUAGGCCCAGAGCACCUCUCUCCAGCAACUCCAGCAUGAUGAGCAAUCUCCCCAGCCUCUGAGAGGCCAUGGGAAGAGCAAGAGGUGCCAGAUAGCUCCCAGGACCUCAUUCUGCUGGU
Manacus vitellinus (golden-collared manakin) is the source of this 1876-nucleotide messenger RNA. It is a transcript of the gene S1PR4, whose product is annotated as sphingosine-1-phosphate receptor 4. Bases 593 to 1819 code for a protein of 408 amino acids. Gene Ontology annotation, biological process: G protein-coupled receptor signaling pathway. Lineage: Eukaryota; Metazoa; Chordata; Aves; Passeriformes; Pipridae. The record is from RefSeq and is a predicted model, not a curated record. Gene Ontology annotation, cellular component: membrane. Gene Ontology annotation, molecular function: sphingosine-1-phosphate receptor activity. The transcript has 3 exons.